Molecule: messenger RNA, 479 nt
Organism: Neolamprologus brichardi
Lineage: Eukaryota; Metazoa; Chordata; Actinopteri; Cichliformes; Cichlidae
Source: RefSeq, a predicted model, not a curated record
CCUCCCGGUCGAGUGUGCGCACAGUUGUUCAUUUGGUGAACACAAACAGACGCUGAGAGCGAAGCUGGAGCGAAGAAUGUGACAGAAAACAGUUCUCCGAGUUCUUCAUCAGCGCCGCCACAUUUCGGCUCAUUUCUCUCUCUCUGAUUUUAUUCUGAACACACCAUGGAGCCGAUAACCAAGUGGACGCCAAAGCAAGUUGUCGACUGGAUGAGAGGUUUGGAUGACAGCUUGCAGCAGUACGUUAGCAACUUUGAGCGGGAGAAGAUCAGUGGCGAGCAGCUGCUGAAGAUCACACAUCAGGACCUGGAAGAGCUCGGCGUUGCCAGGAUUGGCCACCAGGAGCUGGUGCUGGAGGCUGUCGACCUGCUAUGCGCUCUGGUCAGUAGAUCUGUUUCUGGUUGAAUCUACGUGAGGAUUUUAUAGGCUCAGGAAGGCUCUGCUGGUCCCUGACCCUCCCCCCUCGCUCUCAUUCACUA